CAUCUCGUCGUGAUAAAGCCAACAUGGGUUUUGCUAAUCUCUGGUACUCUCAUCCUCGUAAAUACGGCCAAGGCUCCAGAUGUUGCCGUGCCUGCUCUAACCGUCACGGUUUGAUCCGUAAAUAUGGCUUGAACAUCUGCCGUCAAUGCUUCAGAGAAUACGCCAACGACAUUGGCUUCAAGAAGUUGGAUUAAAUCCGCUUUUUUGAUGACCACAUCUAUGAAGAGAAACGCCACACCCCAACCAUUAGAAAGUCUUAUGGACUUUUGUUGCACACACAGUGCAAAUGGAAUGCGUCACCAUUUU
Molecule: messenger RNA, 306 nt
Organism: Musca vetustissima
Lineage: Eukaryota; Metazoa; Arthropoda; Insecta; Diptera; Muscidae
Gene: RpS29
Product: small ribosomal subunit protein uS14
Exons: 4
Coding region: 24-194 (56 amino acids)
Biological process (GO): translation
Cellular component (GO): ribosome; cytosolic small ribosomal subunit
Molecular function (GO): structural constituent of ribosome; zinc ion binding
Source: RefSeq, a predicted model, not a curated record